CAAGUGUUAUUAAGUCACCAUUCUCCACGUGAGUGUCCGCAAAAACUUUUCACAAUUUAGCGGUGUAUAUAAAUAAAUCCAAAGUAUUAACUAUUAAACUAUUUCUUCACUAAAUAACUAAUAAAAUAACCAUAAUAGUAUUGUAUUAAAUCAACAAAGUUAUUAAAAAACAAUCAAAAAUGCCUUUGAAAAUAAGACCGAUGCGUUAUGCCCACCCUGAAGGGCACACUGACGUUUGUUAUUUCGACGGUGAAAGAGGUGGCCUAGUAACAUGCGGUGGAGAUGGAGACGUAAGAUUCUGGCUAGACCUGAUGGACGACGACCCGUCAGCUGUGUGCGUAGCCGAGCAAGCGACAGCUUGUGUGUCAAAAAAGAGUAAAAUAUACGUCGGGAAUGACAACAACUCCGUCCAGAUCCUGACUCACCCGAAUCUGGACCGCGAGGGCAUUCUCACGCGAUUCACUGCGACAGUAUCAUCACUCAUCACAUCUCGGAAGAGUAAUUUAAUCGUUUCAGGAGCCUGUGACAUGCGCAUCCAGGUAACAAACAUCGAGACGAACAGCAGCGUCGAGCUGACCGGCCACGAGGCUCCGAUCCUCGGUCUGACCCUCGACCCCCUCGAAGAGUUUGUGUCUUCCUCCAGCGCCGACGGGUCUAUAAAAGUCUGGAGCAUAAAAGAAAAAAAAUCCGUUCACACCUGGAGCAACGUCGUCCCCAAGUGCAACUCUUUUUUCACCGCCAAGGCCCACUGCACUCCUUCAUUUAACGCCAAGGACGGUAGCUGGCUCGCGUAUCCUCACCAGAAAGACAUCGUCUUCGUCGAGAGGAACUCCUGGAGAGAAACGAACCGUUUUAAAUGUCCGACACUUAAAACCGAGAUCAACAUUUGCAAAUCUUCCGAGUGUGGGACGAGAAUAGCAGCUUGCUCGAUCGUCGGCGAGAUCGUCGUCUGGAGCACUGAAAAUUCUUCAGUAAUCGGCUAUGUGGAGCAUUCACAGUCCGCUAAAAUAACUUCCCUGGUUUGGAAUUUAAAGAAACCUUCGGAGCUUGCUUUUUGUGACAGUCUUGGCCAGCUGGGCUGCGUCGACGUAACUCUAGAGGACGGAGAAACUGCUUCUAUCGCUGGAACAGACCUGGACAAUGACAACGACGACAUCUACGCUGAAUUAGGUCUAGACAAAGAUGACGAUGAUGAUGAUGAUGAAAAUGUAAUAUCGCUGAACAAAAUCAAAGCUACCGUAGAUGACGACCAGAAGAGUGUCUCCAGUGUGUCUUCAGCAAGACCUUCAAAAGCAGUCGCUGAAGUAAACAUGCAGGAGCCGUUCCAGCCAGGAUCAACGCCAGUCCACUUACUAUCCCGCUUCAUGGUCUGGAACGAUGUAGGAAUCGUCAAGUGCUACACGAGUGAGGAUUCCGAGGACUCGAGCAUCGAUGUUGAGUUCCAUGACGCUUCAGUCCACCACGGGAUGAACGUACGCAACUAUCUGAAGCACACGAUAGCUUCUCUGUCCUGUGAAGCUCUAGCGAUGAGCUGUCCGUCUAAUGAUGGGACUCCCAGUAAGUUGGUGGUGAUUUCUCUGCAAGGAUGGGGCUCUGGGAACAAAGAGUGGUCUGCAGACUUGCCGGAAGAUGAAGAGUCUGUUUGUGUAGCUGCUGGUAGCACUUUUGUUGCCUUGGCGACUUCUAAAGGAAAUUUGAGGCUCUUUUUAGUAAGUGGAGUCCAGAGAGAAAUAAUUGCAUUGCCCGGACCUGUAAUAACGAUGAAUGCGGUAGGCAACCAGUUGGUAGUUGCUUGUCACAAGGCUUCUGGGUUCAAGGACCAGUUUAUGUCGUUGCUCUGGAUCCAAGUUCGUGGCUCGGGUUUGAAGAGCAGGGAAAUAAAUUUGCCCUUGACUCCAGGCUCAGAGCUGAUGUGGCUCGGGCUGUCCGACGCUGCGUCUCCGGUGGUGAUGGAUGCUGAUGGAGUUAUCAGGAUAUUUAAUAAGCAGUCGAAUUUAUGGCGUGUUGCUGCUGAUACUGAUAAAUAUCAGAAAGGUAAAAUGGAUCAUUACUUUAUUGUGGGUGUUAGCGAGAGGGAGAAAUUGAUCAGGUGUAUCUUGUGCAAGGGUAGUCGUUACCCGCCGACUACUCCAAGGCCCAAUGUCAUCGAGGUGGACUUGAAGGUCCCGCUCUGUGAUCCAGAUACGGAAAAAACUAAGAAGGAGGCGAAUAUUUGGCAGAUUGGUGUUAAUUCCAGUGAAGAUACUACGGCUCUCUUUACGCUGAUUGCAUUUUUCUGUGAAGCUAAUACUGAGUUCCGGGUAGUGGAUUUGUGCCAGAAUACUGCGGAGCUGAGUGUCAUUGAACUGGCGGUAAAGUACGCGACCAGGUCUGGUAAAAUGGCACUGGCUAAGAAGUUGCAGGCGAUUGCUGAGGAGAAGAAUAGAAAGCAGAUGGCUGGUAGGAAUGGAGAUGUCGUUGAGGAAGAGGAAGAUAUUUUUGCGGGUAUGGAUGAGACUGGAGUGAAAGACACUCAGGAAGAUAUUAUCCUUACGCCGAUUUCUAGGCCGACUCAGGACAUUGUUAUUCGUCCUUCUCCGUUCAGUUUGAAGAAGAAGAAUCCGUUUUUGAAGAAAACUAACUCUCCGGGAGUCAAAGGGCUGGAUGGGUUGAAUAGUCUGCCGGAAAAAGCUCCUAAGACACCUGUUACUCCGGUGGUUAAAACAGCGAAGAAAAGUUUGGGCAAGAAGGAAAGUUUUGUUAAGUGGUAUGAGAGGAAUAAGGCUGAUUUGGAGAAUGAGUUUCCUAAUUUGAGUGGCACCGAGUUGUCCAAGAUUGGGCUCAAGAGGUACAAAGAAGAAAAUGACUCGCAGUCUAAUGGGGUUGAAGAUAGUGAUAGUAAAAAAAGAAAAUUGUCGAGUCCUGAAAAUGAUAGCCAGGCGAAAAAGUCGACUGUUAGUUUAAUGAGCGGGGAGUUGAGUAGAAAAAUCGAUCGGAGAAAGAGAAAUACGUGUUUUUCUUAAACUGAAGCACUUGGUGACCUAGUUACGGGAGUGUUGAAUCUUGGUCUUGAUAGUUGAUGAAGUCGAUUGAAUGGCUCGUUUAUUUGUAAGGUAGAAGUAAAGCAACAGUCUAAGUCUGCGUUUACGCUUUUACUCGUACCUAGACCGUUUAGUUUGCUCUCUCAGAAUCAUCGGCGACUAUUGUACGUCAGUAGAGCAUGAUAGGAGGAUAAAUGAGAGUAAGGAGUAAAAUAAACUCUCGAGGGAGUUGGUAAUGUUACUUGAAAUCCUUCUAUUUAGGGGAAUAUAAAGUAACUACAUGGCUUGCAUGCAGAACCAUAGUCUCAACUGAAGAAUUUCUAUAUUUUAUCCCCCACAAACCGGCUGUGCGACUCGUCACUUCUUAUAUAUAUUUCUCAUAUUUAUCCUAUCGUUCUUAGUAGCUCGAGAAACACGGUUCUCGUAUUGUGUCUAUCUAUUGUGUCUGGCUUUUAAAUUUUUAUUUUUAUUUUAAAUAGUUUAGGUUUUACCGUGAACUUUAUUAUUUAUUUUAUUUUUGUAGAGUAGUGUAUCCGAUAACUUAAACCCGGAAGGGCUAGAGGAGCGACGAAGGAGGAAAGUAAGCGGCUUUGGCUGCAUUCUUCAUUUUGUCUUGCCGUUAGUUCGCCGGUAUCCGUUGCACAGGUAACACUGUGUCUGUGCGCCUUACCCACAAGGUGUAUACAAAAAAACAGAGUGGUUUUUUUUUUAUCAACAAGUACAACUUGUUUUUCCUGCUUCAACUUCUGUAAACUUCAUUUGUUAAUUUAAAUUAGAU
Cotesia glomerata is the source of this 3798-nucleotide messenger RNA. RefSeq names its product WD repeat and HMG-box DNA-binding protein 1 (gene Ctf4). The coding region runs from base 180 to 3002 and encodes 940 amino acids. Gene Ontology annotation, cellular component: nuclear replication fork. Gene Ontology annotation, molecular function: protein binding; chromatin binding. Lineage: Eukaryota; Metazoa; Arthropoda; Insecta; Hymenoptera; Braconidae. The transcript has 5 exons. Gene Ontology annotation, biological process: DNA-templated DNA replication; mitotic cell cycle; DNA repair. The record is from RefSeq and is a predicted model, not a curated record.